Messenger RNA from Linepithema humile (Argentine ant), 2247 nucleotides. Its product is annotated as UDP-glycosyltransferase UGT5. NCBI's taxonomy places the organism in Eukaryota, Metazoa, Arthropoda, Insecta, Hymenoptera, Formicidae. The record is from RefSeq and is a predicted model, not a curated record. Gene Ontology annotation, molecular function: UDP-glycosyltransferase activity.
GUAAACAAUGUAAGUGCAAUUUGCAGUUUCGACAAAGUUUGCUGAGAUGAUUGAAAGGAUGUGGACUAAAACGUGUGCAUUUUCAACGUUUGCGUUUUUCUUGUGUGUGAUGGUGCAGUAUAAAGUGGUAUACGCUAAAAGGAUAUUAUUUAUAGCAAAUAUUCCCUCGUAUAGCCAUCAAAUAACUUAUCGCGGUUUGUUAUUAGAACUAAACAGACAAGGUUACGAAAUUGUGGCAGUCACUACAGAUCCUAUAAAAAAUUCUUCUUUAACAAAUUAUAAAGAGAUUGAUUUGCAUCACUUUUACAAAGGUUUUCCCGAUGUAAAAGAUGUAAUGCCAUAUAACGGUAUUUUCGAAGCAAGAAGCAAAUUAUCUUUUUUAAAUACAGAAAUAAUUUUAUGGAACGUAAUACACAUUCUGAAUCGUGAAGUCUUCAAACAUCCUGAAGUGAAGAAAUUAUACGCAGCUAAUAGUGAUGAACACUUUGAUGCAGUUAUCAUAGCGCAGGGCCCUACAGCUUCGCUGAAUGCUUUUGCAUACAGAUUCAACGCGCCUCUCAUAGGUAUCUCAAGCUUGGACGUAUUUAGUCAUUUGCGUUAUACGUUCGGAUCUGUGAUUCUUCCUUCGCACGAUUCUCAUUGGGAAACUAAUACACUAAUCGACACUAAUAACAUAUCAUUUUGGAGAAGACUUGUAAACUUUUUAGAAGUGUGGACUCAGAUAUAUUAUUGGCAGAACGUGUGUAUCCCCAAGGAAGACGCGAUCACGAAAAAAUACUUAGGAGAAGAUACGCCGCAUGUCGAUGAUAUAACUAGAAAUAUGAGCAUAUUUCUCGUGAACAGACACCCAUUAUUUACGUAUCGUAAACCAGAGCAACCAAAUCUCAUAUAUUAUCAUGGUUUUCACAUAACAAAAACACCACCUGCUUUACCAGAAAAUGUAAAGCAGUUCCUUGAUGAUGCGAAAGAAGGAUUUAUUUACGUCAGUUUGGGAACUAAUGUUAAAUGGAAGGAUCUACCGAAUAAAGCGUUUGAAGCUUUUCUCGAAGUAUUCUCCACGCUGCCGUGCAAAGUUCUUUGGAAAUUUGAUCCUGAACAAUUACCCGGGAAGUUCGAAAAUAUACUGAUAUCGAAAUGGCUUCCCCAGCAAGGGGUUCUUGCUCACCCAAAUAUUCGGUUAUUUUUUUAUCAAGGUGGUCUUCAAAGCACCGAAGAGGCUUUUUAUUAUGCAGUUCCGCUCGUAGGAUGUCCCUUUAUAUGGGAUCAGGAGUAUAACGCGCGAAAAAUACAAAAACUUGGCGCUGGAAUUUAUCUCCAGAAUAAUAAUAUUACAAAAAGUAGCAUUAGAGCUGUUAUAUACGAAGUUCUAACUAACAAGAGGUACAAAGAUCAGAUAAAUCGUUUGAGUAGAAUUUACAGAGAUGCACCGUAUGACACUCUUCAAAAUGCGGUACGAUGGAUAGAAUUCGUGAUACGUCGAAAUGGAACACCUUUCUUGCGAAAUAAUGUUUGCGACUUGCCAUGGUAUCAACGAUACGACUGGGACAUCAUCGGAUUCCUGAGUAUAGCAGCAUUUAUAGCGUCCGUUAUUUCUCUAUGGGUACUAUUUCAGCUUUUACGAUUUUACGCAGGAAUGUCAUUGUAUUCGCGAGUUGGUAGUUCUAACAAUUCUUAUACCAAAUCAAAAACACAAUAACCUCUGCGUAUAAAAUAAUUCUUUGAUUUAAUUAAACCAAAUAAAAGUUUCCUCAAUUUGUGCAAUUCCGUAAUUUAAAAAAUUUUUAUUGAAAAAUAAAUAUUUUUAUAAUCUGUCUGUUAUAUAAACAUAUAUAUGUAAUAUAUUGGAAGAUGUGUUUUUACACAAGAGGUUUAAUAAAUAUGCGAUGCAUACAAUUCAACAAAUACGAAUCCAUUUCGAUAUGAUAAAAACUUAUUCAAACAUUAUGUGGCUCAUAUUUUAUAAAUAUUAUGUGGCUCAUAUUUUAUAAACUUAUUAAAAUAUAAAAUAAAUGCAAGUGUGACGAAGAAUUUUUAUGUUUGUUUUCGUGCAAUAUUAUGUGAAACACAUUAUUUUCAAAAUUACUUCUGACAAUGCCAACAAUAAAAUAUAAAAGAGAAUUUGUAUUUAGAUGAUUAAUUGUAUUUGGAUGACAAACCCCACAGAACAAUAACAUCAAGAAAAGUAAAACAGAAUAUUCCUGUACCAAUUUGAAAAUGAUUAAAAAAUGAUUUAUCUUUUUAUCUUUA